Octopus sinensis (East Asian common octopus) is the source of this 2357-nucleotide messenger RNA. RefSeq names its product polyribonucleotide nucleotidyltransferase 1, mitochondrial-like. The record is from RefSeq and is a predicted model, not a curated record. Gene Ontology annotation, biological process: mitochondrial RNA 3'-end processing; mitochondrial mRNA catabolic process. Gene Ontology annotation, cellular component: cytosol; mitochondrion. Gene Ontology annotation, molecular function: polyribonucleotide nucleotidyltransferase activity; 3'-5'-RNA exonuclease activity; RNA binding. Lineage: Eukaryota; Metazoa; Mollusca; Cephalopoda; Octopoda; Octopodidae. The transcript is spliced from 26 exons. Bases 16 to 2337 code for a protein of 773 amino acids.
AAUUUGCAGACUACGAUGGCCGUCUCCGUGAGGCAAGCACGUGUUGCCUUCGCUCGUUUCUAUAAACACAGGCGAGCCGAGGUCAGCGGUUCCUUCUUAAUCAAAUCAUUUCCUCACCACUGUCGAUGCUCUUCGAAUAGUUCGACGACUGCUUGGCAAAAGCGUAGUAAGCAUGGAGAAAUAGAUGUGGACAUCGGGAUGAGGAAAUUAAAAAUAACUACGGGUAAAUAUGCCAGAUUUGCGGAUGGUGCUGCAGUGGUUGAGUUUGGUGGCACAGCAGUAUUAGUAACGGCGGUGUGCUCAGAAAAGCUCUCUUCUUCUGGAUUUAUGCCACUAACAGUGGAUUUCCGACAGAAAGCUGCAGCAGCCGGUCGUAUACCUACCAAUUAUUUACGAAGGGAAAUUGGUAGUACGCAACACGAGAUAUUAACAAGUAGAAUGAUAGAUCGUUCACUCCGACCAUUAUUUCCUCAAGGAUUUUGCAAUGAAACUCAGCUGAUGUGUAAUUUGCUGUCAGUUGAUGGUGAUAACAAUCCUGAUGUCCUUAGCAUUAAUGCAGCUUCUGCAGCUUUGAGUCUUUCAAGUAUUCCAUGGAAUGGACCAGUUGGUGCUGUUCGUGUUGGGUUAGUAAAUGAUGAAGUUAUUAUCAACCCCACCAGACGACAAAUUUCUGAAAGUACUCUCAAUCUGAUAGUAGCCUGUAUAGAUCAAUACAAAGUUGUGAUGCUGGAAUCAAGUUCUGACAAUAUUCUCCAACAGGAUUUAAUGCGUGCAAUAAAACGGGGUGUGAAAGAAACCCAGCUUAUUAUCCAAGCUAUUAAAGAUCUACAGAAGCACCACGGGUGUGAGAAGAGGCAAUUUACUCCACCAUCAGUGUUAGAAGAGGAUAUUUUAGAGGCCAUCAAAAGUUUGUCUAACCUACGGAUUAAAGAAGUUUUUCAAGAUUCCAGCCAUGACAAAAUAUCACGAGAUGAAGCUAUCAGUGUAAUUAGAAGUGAUGUUCUGGAGAAAGUGAAAGAAACAUACCCUGAUACUGAACAGGGUGCUCUGGUGCAGUCUUUUGGUGCUAUAUGCAAGGAGGUCUUUAGAAAUCAAAUUCUUGACACAAAUACAAGGUGUGAUGGCCGAGGUUUGACUGACGUCAGAGAUAUCCGUUGUCAAGUUAAUUUGUUUAAACCAUUGCAUGGAUCAGCUUUAUUUCAACGAGGUCAAACACAGGUGUUCUGUACUGUAGCUUUUGACUCUUUGGAAUCAGCCAUGAAAUUGGAUCCAGCUUCCGAUAUUAAAGAUAAGAACUUCAUGUUGCAUUAUGAGUUUCCACCAUAUGCCACGAAUGAUACUGGCCGGCUAUCUAGCAUUGGAAGACGAGAAAUUGGACAUGGUGACUUGGCUGAAAAAGGGUUGCAGGCUAUCAUACCGGAAGAAUACCCCUUUACCAUACGUCUUACCUCAGAAGUCUUGGAGUCAAAUGGUUCCUCUUCUAUGGCUUCUAUUUGUGGUGGCAGCCUUGCACUAAUGGAUGCCGGUGUACCAAUUAAGGAAGCCGUGGCUGGAGUCGCAAUGGGUCUUGUCACAAGGAUAAAUGAAGCAAAAUCCAAUGUGAUUGAAGAUUAUAGGAUCAUGACAGAUAUUCUGGGUAUUGAAGACUACAUGGGUGACAUGGACUUCAAGUUGGCUGGUACAAAGAAAGGAAUCACUGCUCUACAGGCUGAUAUUAAAGUUUCGGGCCUUCCUUUACAAAUCAUUGCUGAAGCGGUCCAGCAAGCAUUCAUUGCUAGGCAACAUAUUCUGAAAAUAAUGGACAGCACUCUUUCAAAACCAAGAGAAAAUGGCAGAAAUAACAGACCUGUGACUGAAAAAUUGGAAGUGCCAAUUGCAAACCGGAAUAAAUUCCUUGGUAUCGGUGGUUAUAAUCUGAAGAAACUACGCCACGUAACUGGUGUGACAAUCACACCGAUUGAUGAGACCACAUUCCAGAUCUUUGCUCCCAACCAAAGUGCUUUCGAGGAAGCCCAAGAAAUGAUUGAUAAUUACCUGAAAGAAGAAAGAGUUCCAGAGUUAGAAUUUGGUGCGAUAUACAAUGUGAAGAUCGUCGAAGUUCGUGAAAACGGUUUGAUGCUACAGUUUAAUCCGAAAAUGCAACCUGCAUUCCUUCAUGUUUCACAGCUUGACCAACGAAAGGUGAAUCAUCCGAGUGCACUCGGAAUGGAAGUUGGUCAGGAAAUAGCUGUGAAAUAUUUUGGACGUGACCCUGCUACCGGCCAGAUAAGAUUAUCACGAAAAGUUCUCUACUCCCCUGCCACAUCUGUUAUCAAAAAUCUAGGAUCAAAACCAUGAUUUCUUUUAAUUAUAAUAAA